Gymnogyps californianus (California condor) is the source of this 1116-nucleotide messenger RNA. Its product is annotated as ADP-ribosylation factor-like protein 8B. Gene Ontology annotation, cellular component: lysosomal membrane. The record is from RefSeq and is a predicted model, not a curated record. Gene Ontology annotation, biological process: protein transport; anterograde axonal transport. Gene Ontology annotation, molecular function: GTPase activity; GTP binding. Bases 217 to 846 code for a protein of 209 amino acids. The transcript is spliced from 6 exons. NCBI's taxonomy places the organism in Eukaryota, Metazoa, Chordata, Aves, Accipitriformes, Cathartidae.
CGCCGGGCGUCCCCGCCGCUCCCCCGGCCGGGCCAAACCCACCCAAACCCCUCCCCUGUCUGCAGCAAGUGGCAGCGGGAGAAGGGCGGUGGCGCCAUCACGUGAGAGCCCUGCCUGCUGCUCGGCUCCCCGCGCAGCCUCGCCGCCGCCGACCCCCGGCUCCGUCCCGAGCCUCGCCGCCGCCGCCGCCGCCGCCUCGCCUCGCCCCGCGCUCCCAUGCCCAGCAGCGAGGCGGUGCCGCUGGGGCUGAGCGCCUGCCGCAGGUCGGGGGCGCUGGCCGGGAUGCUGGCGCUGGUGGCGCGGCUGCUGGAGUGGCUGCGCUCGCUGUUCUGGAAGGAGGAGAUGGAGCUCACCCUGGUGGGGCUGCAGUACUCGGGCAAGACCACGCUGCUCACCGUGCUGGCGUCAGGGCAGUUCACAGAAGAUAUGAUUCCUACAGUAGGCUUCAAUAUGAGAAAAAUAACAAAAGGAAAUGUUACCAUAAAGGUAUGGGACAUUGGAGGGCAGCCAAGGUUUCGAAGCAUGUGGGAGCGUUAUUGCAGAGGAGUCAAUGCAGUUGUUUACAUGGUGGAUGCAGCAGACUUAGAAAAAGUAGAAGCUUCAAAGAAUGAGCUACACAGUUUGAUAGAUAAACCACAAUUGCAUGGAAUUCCAGUGUUAGUCCUUGGAAAUAAAAGAGACCUCCCAGGUGCACUGGAUGAAAAGCAGUUAAUUGAGAAAUUACAUAACAUUACAGUGGCUCAUUCAGCACUCCAAAUCAAGACACUGUUGAAGAAAACUUUUGCUGAAGAUAAUUCUUUCCCAAUCACUUUGACUCCUAUCAGCUAUACACAACUGAAAAGAUGAAGAAUGCAACUGCAUACUACCAGGACUCACUUUGAUUGUAUUUGUUAACAGAAGUAAAACUGAGUUAUAGCUUGUCUCUCUAUCUUGGUUCUUUUUUUAAAAAUCCAGAUACUUGUCUGCUUAGGUGAAAUUCCUGAACGCCUUAAUACAAGACUGAAAGAAGUCAAUACUUUUUGGGGCUGAAAUGUUUGAGUUUAUGCAUGUGAAUUGUCAAAUACUCAGUAAUUUUUUUCUAAUGUGAAACUGAAUAAACUGCACAGUGGAAACAGA